GUCAGUGCGCCAUCCAAUCUCGCUCCAUCACAGAGAGGCUCGCAGGCGCAUAGUCGGCUGCCAGUAAACGCGGAUAAAGGUGAUAAAAGGCGCUGUAGCUUUCUUCCUUGCCUUUUGCCGUCUCGUUUGCCUCAGAAAUAAGCCGUGUAGUUCUGCACCAAUUGAGACCCCUCGGGCGUCCUCCAGAAAAGAGAAGGAAAAAACUCGAAUUACACCGUGAUGGAUAUGUACAACACUACUGCGGCCUGGCUGCAAAGUUCACAGAAUGUUCACGGCGUAUCUCAUGCUCAACUCUCAGAUGGCCGACCGUCGCCAUCCACCAGUUGGAAGGAGGACACGACGGGUAGUGACGGAACCGAGGUUGGGACGUCGGCAAGUGGUCAGGCAGGCAUCGAUAUGAACGAUUUUGGAAUAGACCUGAAUGCCGUCCCAUCCACCUCAACAGCCAUGUCUCCAACUUCUCAGGCUUUCUACAGCCAUCCUUACUCCCAACAUAAUUACUUUAUGCCCGGACCCUUCAACGCCAUGCCAUAUGGUUCUAUGCAAUGGGCGAAUCAGUCACUUCCUCUAUCAAAUUACUCUUCCCUUGACGGUGCAACGUCCGCAGCGCCGUCCUCUCAAUCAUCUUCUGCCCCCACACAACAUUCUCCCCCUCAGUCGAUGAUGAUAGAUCCCUCCUUGGCGACUAUAAAUGGCUCCGAUACAGGUCGACAACAACUCUCUCAUUCUCCCAAUCCAUCCGCUCAGUCUUCGCAACCUAGUCAGUCACGACCAUAUCCCACGUAUCAGCAUCAUCCAUUAUCCAUAAAUCCAUCUUAUGUUCUUCCAUCACAUUUUUACUCGGCCCAGUCACAGCAAGCAUCACAAUCACAAGGCACACUUUCACCACAUGUUCUGCACGCGUCAUCUCCAACGAACAACACCACACAAUCUCUUUAUUCACCAUCCACCCUCUCAGCCUCGACAUCGUCAGCUGCUGAUACUCAGGCUCGAAAAGACAAAUUCCUACAGGACAUUAAGCCCCUGUUACAGCCCAAAUCGUUUACUGGCGCAGGCGCUGUCAGCUCACUUGUAGGCAUUAUCGAUGACUUUGGCUCACAGGAUGUCGACGCUUCCACGCGUAUGGACAUCUUGACCAAGAUACGAGAUAAUGCGGGCAAUCAUUACUUUCGUGCCUGGUCGGAGAACGAGGAUGCGGUGGAUAUAACUAAGGAGUGGCUGAAGGCAGGUCUCACCGCGACGCAAGACAAUGGGUUGGUGGAGACGAUCAUGCCACUAUUACACAUUGUGGACAGGAUGCCUCUAACUGUCAAUGCCCUCAAGAUAUCGAAGCUCGGAAAGAUUGUUGUCAAACUCGUCAAAGAGCCACCAGCGCCUGCAAUCAAGGAUAUGGCCUCCAAUCUCGAACGAAAAUGGCGACAGCUGGUUGACGCCGCUAGAGCGGAGUCAGAUUCUCAGGAUGAUACGUCCAAGAAACGGAAGCUUGCCGAAUCGCCAUCAAGCAAAGCCCUUCCGCCUGCGAAGAAGGCCGCCGUGGGGUCGACGGCAGUGAAGCCUACCGUAGUCAAAAAGGAGGCCAAAUCUACUAGCACUGGGGUGAAGGAUGCCCGAUCGGACUCAUCUUUCUUUUCGGCGCCCAAGCCUAAACCCAAGCUUCCCAGCUUCAAGAAGGCGCCGGCAGAAGCAAAGAAGGAGCCAACAGAUAACAUUGCGCAGCCGUCAUCAUUUGAUCCCUUCCAGGAGGCGCUCAAGUCGAUGGCGAAGGCCCGCAAGGAUUCGCCCGUAGUUUCCACUCCGCCGCCGACGUCGGCCAGUGUAACGCCUGUCUCAAAUACAAAUCCUGGCAAAGGGAAGAAGAACAAAUCUGUGUCGUGGGCACCGGAUUCCCAACUAGUCGCGGUUAAAUUUAUUGAGCGCGCAGUCUAUGAGGAUGACCCGAUGGAUGGUGUCCACCAUGCACAUUCGCUUCGGGAUUUGGACAGAGGAGAAGGUGCAGCACUGCAUGUUCCGCUCUUCGAGGAGAUCAUCGACUGGUCGGAACCAAUAUUGAUCGAGCGUCCUGAGUUCCUGAGUACUCUCCCGGAACCCGGUUCGCUGAGCGAGGAGAAGGCGGCACAGGAGACGCGAGAGCAGACAGCGCUCAAUGCACUGUACAUGACUGCAGCGCAGAUCCCGGACUCGCCCGGCGAGCCGGCAUCGGUAGUAGCCGAUAACGAGAUGGACCAGGAACUAAAGCAGAUGACUGUGGGUGAAGAGAACGACAACGUCUUCUGGAGUAGUGAAAACUCGCCACCACCAAACGUCGCGUCGGUUGCUGAGCUCGUAGGCCAGCUUACAGCUGGUAAUACUGGCCAGAUGAUGAAUAAUGGUGGAAAUGACGUUUCAGCGACGCUGCAGUCGCUCGGACUCGACACAAAUUUGCUCUCGCAGUUGGCAUCGAUGCCGUCGGUACAGUCAACACCACCCACAGACCAAAUGUCACAACUGCUGCAACAGGCACAAGCUAUGGUCGGACAGGGGCAGGGUGGGGCUGCACUGCCACCUUACACCGGAGACGACCAAAAUUGGAAUGCCGGCAACUAUGGCUCGGAGUAUGGCCAAACACGGCAACCGUCAGACGCCGGCGACUUAGGCGGCUCCCGCGGCGGACGUUGGGAGUGGCGAGGGCGAGGUCGGGGAAGGGGUCGUGGGCGGGGCGAUGGUCCGUAUAGACAAAGUCAUAAACGAACACCAUGCAGUUUUUAUGCAGAAGGAAGGUGCAAGUAUGGCGACCAAUGCGACUUUAGCCAUGAAGCAGUAUAUUAACACACUAUACCUAAUGUCGACAGUAAUAGUGACUCCUACGUAUCGCGAUCGGUUAUUGGAUCAUAUUUCAAAGUGUAGUAUUUCCACGACUCGGAGCUCAGAUAUCAGGCUGGUACAGCAGUGGCCGGGUAUGCAUGCGUCGUUGUGGGAGGCUAUAGGUGCACAAAAGCGAGCAGCUUCCGACUGUACAAGCGCGGCGAUCCAGACAGCUAUAAAUACAACAGAUGCAACGAAAUAGGUAGGAUGGCCUGCAUGGACGCGGCCCUCGCGCGAGGGGGCUCUUAUAGAUAGCAGAUAGUAGACCCAGACGCUGCGCGCAAAAUAGUAGAAUAUAGUACAUCCUGUAUGUGCAACAAAUGCGAUAGCAAAUAAACAAAUCGUCCCCACUACACGCGGCGUGCCAGAGGACCGAAUCGGUCAAACCCCACACCCAAGGGGCAAGCAAAGUACAUCCGCGACCUCCCAACGGAAAGCCAGCUUGAAGGUACUACCCCCCGCCCGGCCGACGUCGCCGCGUCAUCCUUUUCGAUGCUGGUUCGCCGCUUGAACCAGACGGGGAACCUAUGUCUUGUUUCCGUUUGAGAGUGGCAUGACUCAUGGAAGGUGUGAUAUUUACCCCUUGUUGUUGCGCAGGCGUGCCUGCCGAAGGGGGGUUCGUCGACGGUGGUGGUGGAGGCGCAUUGAUAUUGUUCAGUGGGAUAGGCGGCUUCUGAUCUAUGGCCAUGGACGGAGAUUUAGAGGGGCCGAGAUGCGGAGGCCCUAAGCUGGAUGGCGACGAGAGCCCUUGAUGGAGCGUAAUGGCGGGUGAAGGGGAGACACCAUUCAUGCCGUUCGCCAUGAACCCCCCAGAUCCUGGUGGUCCACCGUUCAUUCCUAAACUUGCCAUCACCUGCGAGUUUUCGCGGAUUCGGCCCGCGUACCUCUUCAAGGCUUCGAUCGGACCCAGCGAGGAGUCCUUCGAAAAAUUUAUCAGAUCUCGCAUGGCGCCAACGCUUUCCGCAAGCUCCAAACAGCGCAUUGUGGCCUGGGGAAUGCCAAAUGCGUUGACAGGUUCUCCAGGCAUCGACCCAUGCUCGAUCAAUAUCCGUGGUUCCUCCCAAUUCUUGUCCACGUCUCCAUUCAUCACCGUCGAGGUUCCAUUUGGACUCGGUGUCGGAGCAGCUCCUAUCCGAGGUGUACGCGGGUUCGUAACCCGCUGGCCCAUAACUGCGUCCAGUGCGAUGAACUUGUCGUGAUGCGUCGCAUCAAACUGGAGGUGCUCAAACUUGAGCGAUAGCUGGCCGUUUGCGGAUGGUGUGACGAUGAUAUGGGCGGUGAGAGGUCCACGGAGCAUGACCGUGUACCCACUCGCAUAUUUGUAUGUCCAGACAGCGGCGACACAUUCAAUGAUUGCAUGGUGGCUGGCGACAAGUCGUUCGCGUGCUCCGUCAAGUGACAGUGUCAUUGACUUCACGCCUGAUUGGGUCGUCACGAGGAAGAACCGCGACAGGAUCGGCAUACCUAUCUCAAAUGGCUUGGCCUCUGCUCGUUGACUAUCUUUCCAAAGCGUGAGUUUCAUCAAAGCAGAUGGCAUGAAGUAUUCUUUGAUGAGUUGGUCCCAGUAAGACAUUUGCUGUUUUGUGUGAGUCUCGCUUGAAAGUACCCCGCUGAACUGCAGCAACCGAACCAGACCCUGCCCAAAGCCGAGUGCCUGUUGUCGAUGCUGUAGUUGUUGUGGAGGUUGUGGUUGCUGGGAAAGACUCUGUGGUGAUGUGGAUGCACUGGCGUUGCUCGGAGGGUUUAUUGGACCUGAAUUGGCGGUGGGAGGGCGAGGUGCGAUCUGCGGCUGGGAUGGCUGGCCAGGGAGACGCGCAGGCAGAAGCGAUCCUGGCGGAUUAUUAGGCGGUAGCUGUGAUGUGGAUCCACGGGGUGUGUGCGAAGGACCUGCCACCGACGGUGGACGGCCGGUCUGCGACUGUGGUCUCUGGGGACCAGUCAUGGCCACAUCAGCUGGGCGAGGCGACGCUCGAGCCUGCGCAGGUGCCUGACGUUCUGUAAGUGGGUUUCCAUGGUGCGACGCAGGGCGCGGCGGGCCCUGCUGACCGCCCAUGUUGAAGACAAACGGCGGUCCCGACCCUGGUCCGUCGGCACCGGCGCCGCCCGAGGGCUGCUGCUGCAUGGGAUUUAGUUGUUGCGAUGGGUUGAAGUGGAAGCCACCCGCGCCUAUCCCGUUGGGUCGUGUCGUGUUAUCGCCUAUAUCUAUGCUCUCGCUAGAGAAAGGGAAGGGCGCUACGGCACCUGUAGGGGGUAUUCGAGAGUUUGCAGGAACGCCAACAUUAGGGUGGGAGUGAUUCUGUUGAGGUAUUGGCAUGUUGAACAUGUCGUUCGGCAUCGAUGAGCGAUUCGGAGGCGAAGAAGAUAGGGAAGGGUUCGAAUGUGAUUGAGGGAAGCCAUUGGGUGUUGAUGGUUGUCCGCCAGUUCCGGAUGGAGGCUGAUGCAGGCUGCCCAUGACCUGCUGGUUAUGACCCGAGGGGUUCGGACGGAUUGAUGUUGGCGGUUGACCUGGAAUGGCAGGGGGUUGGUUGCGUAGUGGAAGACCAACGUCGGAAGGGGGCAUAGCGCCUUGCACAUUUCCUGGCCCAAAGCGCAUCUGCUGACUGUUACGAAAUGCCGCCAUAGGAUGUUGGUUGGGAUUGCCAUUGAGGUUAAUGCUGGCUGGGUUCAUGGCUUGACCGGGAUGCAUGCCCCCAUGGGCUUGAUUGAGACCCUGAGGAUGCGAAGCAGUGCGGCGAAUGGUGGGUCCUCCUUGCAUGGCUGGGUUCUGAGGGCCCAUCAUGCCAAUGUUACUCGGAAAACCCGCCAUGUUCCCAGCCAUGUUCAGGCUGCGCAUCUGACCGCCCUGCGCGCCAGGGGGACCGUUGUUUAGUUGCUGUUGUAUGUGGGGUGGAGGAUUUCCUGGCUGCUGGCCCGGGUUCAUGCGCUGCUGUCCCAUAAUCUGCAUCAACGCGGCGUUGUUGUUAUUGGGGUUUUGACCCUGCUGAGCGCCAAGACCGGCUGGAAUAGGGCCCAUUGGGUUCGGUUGACCAGACUGGUUGGGCAGGAAGUGGCCGGGACCAGGGCCUGUACUCAUGGACAUCUGACCAAGCUGAGGCAUGGAUGGUUGUUGACGAAGCAUUUCCGGAUGCGGACGACCGUUCACGUUCAUAGGUGGUUGACGGCGCCGGUGGCGGGGGUGGGCCGUGCUACUAGAGGCCUGUCGAGUAGGCAGACGAGGGUAGCAGAGACGAGAAAGGUCAGAAAGGCUGGAGGGAGGGAGGAAAGAAGGAAAGGGGAUUGUUUGUGUGCGGGGGCUGUCGCGCGAGGACGAGUUGUUUGGGAGAGAUUGGCCCGGGGAGUGACAAGAUGUCGGCAGCGAUGAUCGAGGGCCGGUACAGUACGCGCACUGCCCUCUUCACACGAGAAGCCUUUUACGUCGGAGAAACGCAGCAACAGUCGAGUCUAGAUAUGUCAGAUACUGUGCUGGCUGAUGCACGACGUGCAACGCAGGACGAGAACGAGGACGAAGACGAGGGGGAGGCUCUCUGCGG
Coniophora puteana RWD-64-598 SS2 is the source of this 6371-nucleotide messenger RNA. RefSeq lists its product as uncharacterized. Bases 220 to 2805 code for a protein of 861 amino acids. NCBI's taxonomy places the organism in Eukaryota, Fungi, Basidiomycota, Agaricomycetes, Boletales, Coniophoraceae. Gene Ontology annotation, molecular function: metal ion binding. The transcript is spliced from 13 exons. The record is from RefSeq and is a predicted model, not a curated record.